Messenger RNA from Cylindrotheca closterium, 2493 nucleotides. Lineage: Eukaryota; Bacillariophyta; Bacillariophyceae; Bacillariales; Bacillariaceae. The record is from the annotation of a GenBank genome assembly.
AUGGAUACCAUUCAAGAGCUCGCUUCUAAUUGUCGUGUGGCAACACCGAGCAAUACUGUGUUGCACUCCGAGUGUGCCUACACCUUCCAUUCGCCUUAUAGCAGUCAGAAGGGAUUGAUUGUGAAUCUCAAUACCUUCAUUGGCACUAUUGAACCGCUAGCAUUCAACAAUGUCUCGGAAGAAAAGGGAAUCUUUCUUCGCAUUAUCAAGAAGCGGGUCGAAAAGAAAGUGGAAGAAGGCAAGGAAGAAGAGAACAAGCCGACAAAAUUAGCCAUUGGCGUGGAUGGGGGCUUUGCUACAGACGAUGACAAAUACGAGACAAUUUCCACUUAUUCUGUGCUGGUCAUGGAGAAGUCAGGCAAAGUGCUAGUAGAAGAACCAUAUGAUGAGACGACCAAAGAGAAAUUCCCCGAAGCAGUCGUCAAGAGCGUCGAAUCUGUCAUCAAUCAUGUGGGCUUGGCCAUUCAACAAGACUUGAAGGCUUGGGAAAAUGAUGAAGAAGUCCCAGUGUCCAAGUAUGCAGCUGAUCUACCAUUUGUCGACAAUGGAAUUAGUAUUUCUCCUGACCCCAAGGCCUGGAAGUGCGAAAAGUCAGGUGAUACCGAAAACUUGUGGCUAAAUCUCAGUGAUGGAUUUAUUGGGGGCGGCCGCAAGAAUUGGGAUGGAAGUGGUGGAUCCAAUGGGGCUCUAGAUCAUUUCGAAGAGACAGGGGAAAAGUACCCGCUGGUAGUCAAGCUUGGGACCAUCACUGCCGAAGGAUCGACCAUUCAUGCCGAUUGUUAUUCUUAUGCCAAGGACGAGGAUGGACCUGUCAAGAUUCCAAACUUGACUGAAAUGUUGAUGAAGCGAGGAAUCAAUGCUGCCUCGUUGCAGAAGACAGAAAAGUCUACUGCUGAACUUGAAGUGGAGCUGAAUGCUAACUAUGCAUUUGAUGCCAUUACCGAGAGUGGGUCGAAGCUCAUCUCGGUUACUGGUCCAGAAUUGCAAGGCUUGCAGAAUCUUGGUAACUCUUGCUACCUAAACUCUAUCGUUCAAUGUUUGGCUUCUCUUCCCGACGUCAAAGCCAAAUACGGAACCGUCCCAGAGGGUGAUAUCACAUCACACAAAUUCUUUUCUGGUGUCACACCUCGAAAUGCUCCAAACGAGCUCCUCGUACAAACUGCCAGAUUGAUGAGUGCCUUGUCUAGUGGAGCUUUUUCUCUUCCCAAGGACCAGUUGGAUUCGACUGCUCCUGCCGACCCUAAGUACCGAUUGGCACCACGUAUGUUCAAGCAUUUGAUUGGCAAGGAUCACGUUGACUUCAAGACAGGCCAGCAACAAGAUGCCGCUCAAUUCUUGCAGUACAUGUUGGAGCAGUUGGAUCGCGCCGAAAUGAAACACGAUCGCAAUAUGCAAAAGACAUCGCAGUUAUUUUCCUUCCAGAACGAAUCUCGGUUGCGUUGUUCAUCCGACAACAAGAUCAAGUACAAGGAUAGCGCGCCCGAAACCAUUUGGAGCUUGAGGGUACCAAUGGAGCGAGCGGUUGUUUUGCCUAGCCCUGCCGAGCCAGAGCAAAAGAAGCUAAAACAAGAAGAUGAAAAGGUUGUCCCAACUGUUACUUUUGAUGCGUGCUUGGAUGGCUGGGCUUCAGAUGCGAUCGUCGAUGAUUACCGAUGGCCGCACUUGGGAAAUUCCAUCGCUGCGGCGACCGAAAAGACAAGAUUCAAGAACUUUCCCAAGUACUUGUGGGUCCAGAUCCAACGGUACACUCUGGGAGCCGACUGGCAACCAGUCAAGCUGGAAGUCAAUCUUGACAUUCCCGAAGAGUUGGAUUUGUCCGCGUACAAGGCAAAGGGGCCUCAAGAAGGAGAAGAUCUUGUUCCAGAGGAGUCUGACGCACCAGCAGCAGCACAACCAGAAAUUAGUGAGAUGGCGCUUGGUCAAUUGAUGGAUAUGGGAUUCGGUAUGAAUGGGUGCAAGCGUGCGCUGAUUGCUGUUGGAGGAAGUGACACAGAAGCUGCCAUGAAUUGGAUCUUUGAGCACAAUAUGGAUGCUGAUUUCAACGACCCACUCCCUGAAGGAGGAGCCCCAGCGGCCGGUGGUGCCAGCGACGGAGUCGAUUCUGCUGUUGCCCAAAGCCUGGUGGAUAGCUUGGGAUGCUUUACCAUGGAUCAAGUCAAGGUCGCGCUGAUGGAAACUAACGGAGCAGCAGACCGGGCUGCUGACUGGUUAUUUUCACACAUGGACAAUCUUGACGGAGCCAUUGCAUCCAUUCAAGACAAGAAAGCAGCAGCUGAUUCCGCAUCAAAUGUCGAACUUGACGACGGGCCAGGCAAGUACAAAAUGGUGGGAAUGGUUUCUCACAUUGGGAAGAACACUGGAAGUGGGCAUUACGUGGCCCACAUUAAGCGUGAUGGCAAAUGGGUCAUUUUCAACGAUGAGAAGGUGGCUCUCUCCGAGAACCCCCCUCUGCCGCAUGCGUACCUCUACCUCUACGAGCGUUUGGAAUCCUAG